This is a messenger RNA of Wallemia ichthyophaga EXF-994, 3558 nucleotides long. RefSeq names its product PAB-dependent poly(A)-specific ribonuclease subunit PAN2. Lineage: Eukaryota; Fungi; Basidiomycota; Wallemiomycetes; Wallemiales; Wallemiaceae. Gene Ontology annotation, cellular component: PAN complex; P-body. Gene Ontology annotation, molecular function: nucleic acid binding; poly(A)-specific ribonuclease activity; protein binding. The record is from RefSeq and is a predicted model, not a curated record. The coding region runs from base 1 to 3558 and encodes 1185 amino acids. Gene Ontology annotation, biological process: nuclear-transcribed mRNA poly(A) tail shortening; mRNA processing. The transcript has 10 exons.
AUGGCUGCAAACUGGCAACCGAGAACGGUAUUACCAGGAUACACGACAAUACCUUCCCCGAUUACCAGUCUAUCUUUUGAUCCCUACACUGAAUUGAUUUGGAGUGGAAACUCACACGGUCAAGUUUGCUCGUUGUAUGGUUUGGAUGGCGAGAGAUAUACUUCUUUCAGUGCGCAUAGAAAUAGUCCCGUAAAAGAGCUAUGCUUGGACGACAGGGGUAUCGUUACACUAGGCGCAAAUGGCGUCAAAGGUACAAAGAGAUCUGCCAUUGGCAAAUGGAUGGUUCAAGAGCCGAGAUCUAGCUUGGAAGCCAUGUCAAUGUCUCCUGGUUCUUCAGAAGUUGUUGCUGGUGGCAAUCAACUCGACUUGCUUGUUUUAAAUACAAAUUCUGGUAGUUUAGUUAGGAAGAUUGAAGUACCUGAACCUAUUCGAUUCCUCAAACCUGGUCCACGUUCUUCAGUUGUCUGUGGUGAUGUCAGUGGUAAUGUUCAAAUCAGAGACACAAGAGUUUCCAAAGCUGCGAUGCAACACAUAACUCCUCACAAAGAUGGCUUGCUUGGAAUUGAAUCAACUGGAAACAUACUUCUCAGUUGGGGGUGUACAACUAGAUUUGGCAGAGUAGUACCAGAACCUCUAGUGAAAGUCUACGAUGCCCGAAUGAUGCGUCCUUUACCGCCAGUUUCAUUCCCUAGUGGUCCUUCAUUUGUUAAAAUUCACCCACGCUUAUCAACGUCCGUCUUCAUUUCUGACAUUCAGGGUCAGUUCCAUGUCACAGACCUUAGUACAUCCACUGGAUCUUAUCAUAUGAUCGAUAUUCCGUCAUACGUGACAUCAAUGGCAGUUUCAACUUCAGGAAACCAUUUAGCAUUUGGUGAUGCAGAAGGGUCUAUUCACGUCUGGACAGACCUUGAAUCAGGACAACCUGAAAAUUUCAAUGCUUUCGAGGGUAUUCAUCUUGACUGGCCAUCAGAGACACAACCACCACCACGUAUCGAUUGGAAUGACCGAACACCUUUGAAUACCAUAGGACUACCAUACUACGACACACCACUUUUAUCUUCAAUGCCUUUACAUAUGCCUUUACCAGAUUCAUCGCCCAUGUUUAACCCGCCAAUCCAAAUCCCAGCAUCUGUAUCAAAAUCACUGCGCACAGACAUAUUCCCUGCCCAUGCUCACAAUCCACAGGAAAAUAAAGGUAAACGCAAUCUUACGCCUUCACGCAAAGCUGGUAGAAGUGGCAGAAAUAGAAUAGGCGGACGCAAAUCUGAUGAACCAAAGUUUAUAUCUGAGCAAAUUAGGGAAAAACUUAAGAACGGCAGCUUAGAGGGUAAUCAUCGUCUUGAUUCGCAAGUUGAAAAGCUGGAAGUAGAUGAGGAUGGCGUCGCUAACAUUCCAAAGCAUUAUCGUAAGGUUGAGAUAAAGUACUCAAAAUUUGGUAUAGAGGACUUUGAUUUCGGUUUUUAUAAUAGAACGCCUUAUUCUGGUUUAGAAACUCAUAUAACUAAUUCGUAUACGAACGCAUUGCUGCAAAUAUUACACCAUGUUAAACCAAUUAGAGCUGUAGCAACGUCUCAAACUACAUUACCAGACCUCAAGGAUAAUUGUUUACUGACAGAAUCAGGUUUCUUAUUCAGAAUGCUAGAAAAUGGAAAUGGUGUGAAUUGCCAAUCAACAAAUUUUGCAAGAGCUUUGACUAGUUUCCCACAAGCUAAAGCUUUAGGAAUUUUAGAUACUGAUUCAAAAUCUAAGAAUACCGCUGCUUAUGGUAGUAUGAUACAGAGUUUCAAUAGGUUCUUACUGGAACAGAUGUCUGUUGAAAGUUGGACGUUUCAACCUUGUCCUCAAGUAUGCAAUAAUGGUAACAUGAGUCCGAUUUCUCAGUUGUUAGGUAUUGAGUCGCUUUCUGUCUCUAUGUGUACGGAUGGUUGUGGAUCUCGAUCUGUCAGAAAGGGAGUUACUCAUGUUAUAGAGCUUAUGUAUCCUAGAAAGACACUUUCAAACGAAGCACCUUUACCAGUAGACUUCAGCUCAAUUCUUCGUGGAUCAAUUAUACGUGAUUCCUUAGCAAAGCAUGUUUGUCCAGUAACAAAGCAAUUUGUGCCGUUACACUCUCGCCGUAUUAUAUCGACAUUCGAAUCUCAAUUCCCAGCCGUAUUGUCGAUAAAUGCUGGUGUACACUCGAAGGAAAAUUUGGAUGUAUGGCUCAAACCAGCAAGGCAACCUGGGGAGUCACCUUAUGGACCCAGACCUCAACACUUCCUUCCGCUUAGGUUUGGAAUCAGGAGGUAUGGUGAUCAACUCCAUGUAGUGACAAACGAGAAAGAUUUCACUAGUGAUUUAGGUAUAUAUAGUUUGAAGGCGGUUGUUGCGCAAAUUCACCCAGAUCCUGAAUCCAAUCAUCUUGUGUCAAUAGUCAGAAUAUCAAAUGAUGAACUGGUUGAUAAAACCAAAAGUCCAUGGUAUAUAUUUAAUGAUUUCUUGGUUCGGAAUGUCAGUCAAGCAGAAGCUUUAUCGUUCUCUGAUUGGAAGAUCCCAUGCGUUAUUUAUUAUGAAAGGGAAAAUGUGGAUAAUUUUGUCAACUAUCCAGCAUUGAAUCAGAGGAUCGAUCCAGGUAUAUUAUGCAAUGAUCUUUCUAUAUCUUGGAAUCGCGACCCAGAACUUCUCAAACAUGAGGUUUUGAGAAAAAGCGAGCUACCAAAACCUGGAUCUUUAGUUGCUAUUGAUGCCGAGUUUGUUUCAAUGAAUAGAGAAGAAAUUGAAUUUAGGUCUGAUGGAUCAAGAUCUGUGAUCAAGCCUUCAAAAUUAUCACUUGCUAGAGUGUCUGUUCUAAGAGGAGAAGGAAUCAAGGAACAGAAACCAUUCAUUGACGAUUAUAUUCAUACCAGCGAACCGGUAAUUGAUUAUCUAACAGAAUUCUCUGGUAUAAUGCAUGGAGACCUGGAACCAAGCACAUCAAAGCAUACACUCGUGCCACUAAAGGCAGCUUAUCGUAAGCUUCGAUUGCUUGUCGAUAUGGGAUGUGUAUUUAUUGGCCACGGGUUGUCUCAGGAUUUUAGAAUAAUUAACUUAUUCGUACCUAAAGAUCAAAUAAUUGAUACAGUGGCUUUAUAUCAAAAGAAAGACAGUCAUAGGAAGCUCUCACUUAGAUUCUUAAGUUGGUUUCUUCUUAAGCAGGAUAUACAGUUAGAUACACAUGAUUCAAUUGAGGAUGCAAGAGCUGCAUUUUUACUAUACAAAAUGUAUAAGGCUUUUGAAAAGGAUGGCAGACUUGAGGAUGUUUUAGAUGAUAUUUACAGUGAAGGGAGAAGGUUGAAUUGGAGACCACCUGUAAAUACCAGUAGUACUAGUAGCAAUCUAGCAAUGCAAUCACCUCCAAAUACAAAUGCUACGUUUCAAGUAAAAAUCCCACCACAACAGCAAUCACAACCUGCAGCAGCAUCAGCCUUUGCACCGUCAACAUACAUUGCAUCACCUACGACAAUACCAUCGUUUUCACCACCAAUUGCAGCACCUUUGUUUAAUAAUCACCAGGGUACAUCACGUAAUCCAUGGGAUUAA